GCGUGGGUAGAGGACAUCACAGACUGGGCUCUUUUUCUCUCUCUAUCGUUCAUGGAAUAAAAAAAAUGUUUAGAGUUUUUUUCGUUUUUUUACCCGGAUGAAAACUCUUAACUGGAGUUUAAAUGAAGUGUUUUAACCCAAAUUUCUCGUGUUAGGACAGCACACUGGCUUCCAGCUGAGGAGUAAACAUGAAAAGUUUACUCUUUGUCACCUUGUGUCUGUCAACCUGUCCGCUCACGGUUGACGGCCGACAUCCAACCUGUAACUUCCUGCUGGAGGUGGAGAGAGACCAGGCCGAGUGCAUAAAGAAGCUGAGGGAGAAGGAGGCCAACAGCAGCUAUAAAGGCCCAGGAUGCAAAGGAGAUUGGGACAGCAUAGCGUGCUGGGAGCGAGCUGGGUUUGGAGAGACCGUGACCAUCCCCUGCCCUCGAGUCCUCAGGACUGUGUUUGGCAGAGAAGGUAACAUUAGCAGAAACUGUACAACAGCUGGAUGGUCUGAUGUUUUCCCAAACAUAACCAGUGUGUGUGGGGCAGACACGAGCCAGGAUAAGCUGGUCUUCUACUUGGUCGUGCAGACGUUGUACACUCUGGGUCACAGUCUGUCUUUAAUCGCCCUCACUACAGGGUGCGCUAUCCUCUGCCUAUUCAGGAAGCUCCACUGCACCAGAAACUACAUCCACCUCAACCUCUUCUUCUCCUUUAUUCUGAGAGCCGUGGCCGUGUUGGUGAAAGACGACAUCCUCUUCAACCGAAACUCGCACUGCUCAAACCAGCCAUCACUGGUGGGAUGUAAAGCCAGCCUGGUGUUUUUCCAGUAUUUCAUUAUGGCCAACUUCUUCUGGCUGCUGGUGGAGGGUUUGUACCUCCACACUCUGCUGGUUGUCAUUUUCUCGGAAAAUCGACACUUUAUUGUCUACAUGUUCAUCGGCUGGGGAAUCCCCACUGUGUUUGUGUCUGCGUGGGUGAUAACGAGGAUUUAUCUGGAAGACACGGGGUGCUGGGAAACAAAUGACAACCCCAUACCCAACUGGGUGAUCAACGGACCAAUUGGAUUCUCCAUUAUGGUAAACUUCAUUCAGUUCAUCUGCAUCAUUCGGAUCUUGGUUCAGAAGCUGAGGUGUCCUGACGUGGGCGGCAAUGACCAAUCACAGUACAGGAGGCUGGCCAAAUCUACACUCCUGCUGAUUCCCUUGUUUGGCAUCCACUAUGUGGUCUUCGUGACUCUCAGUGAAUCCAUCGCAGAAGAUUAUAAAAUAUUUUUUGACCUGGCUCUUGGAUCUUUUCAGGGUCUGGUCGUGGCCAUUCUCUACUGUUUCCUGAACAGUGAGGUUCAAGGUGAGCUAAAAAGAAAAUGGCGGAGCAUGUGUCUGAACUGUCGCCUGAGCAGGAAUCGCCACAACAACACCUCCAGAAACGGUUCACAGCACAUGGUGCAGUUUCACAGCAACUCCCGAACCCAGUCCAUUCUGCAGACAGAGACCUCGGUGCUGAGAGAACACGAGGGGCUUUGACAUGCAAACAAACACUACAAAAACACAAAACAAAUGCAGUCUUCAAGUUGACCUGGGUCGAAUAGUUUUUACAAAGUUAUUAGAAACAUACAAAAAAAGAGGAAAAAGUAGUACUUUGAGAUGAAGUACCACAUGGGUGGGACCUGCACAUCAUUGUAGUGCAGAUUUUGGUUUUAGCUUUACAAACCUCUGCAAGCCUUCAAGUUUCUCAUUAGUGGAUCAAAAGCUUUUCAGAUCUGUCCUGUGAGGUUUACUGUGUUUGCUGCUAAGAGCCAUUUUUUUUUUUUUUUUUUAGUUUUUAUGCUGUGAUGUCAGCUGCGUGAGCAGAGAAAAACAUGUGCAACGUCCUGUUUAUGCUGUUUUACCUGGAGCUUUGUGCAUUGAUGAGAUAUAAAAUGUGUAUACUUGAAUGUUGCAUGCAUCAAAAUCAAUAUUUUUGAACAAACAUAUACGUGUAAUAGAAACAGCCGGAUCUAGGUGCUGCAGGCUUUAAAUUGGCACUUGCAAAAAAUACAAAAAAAAUAAAAAAUAAUAAUUUUUGCCGUCUUUAACAGAAAGGAUAACAGGUGACUGUUUCAGUAUACAAACCUUUAUAUAACUGUUGCCUGCUGUGUGAUUUAACACCGCUGGUAAUACUGUGCUGCAGUCUUAAGGCUGUCAUUUUGGAGCCAUACUGCUGUAAAAUAUAAUACAUUGGCUAUGGGAAACCUUGCAAUACUUUUGUGUUUGGUACUGACCAGAAAUUCAUGGUAGCCGUGUCAGCAUUUAGUUUCCAGAACGUGCAUGCUGUAUGCAAUAACACAGCAAAGUGACAGUCCUGUCAUUAAAACCUGCAAAACUGCAAAUAUCUUAGUUCUUUCCUCUUAUAUGUUUUCCAUCCUUUUCCAUGUGCUCCUGUGUUCUCCCAGCCUGUGUCUGUCUCCCAGCAGGUGUCUGUGUGAGUUUGUUCCUCACCCUGUUGCAGUUUAAUCCCUGCUUUGAAAGAAUGUUCUUAAUGUGGUUGAUUUUAAUUCCAAUCUUUUUUAAUUUCCUGUUCUCAUUAUUGUCUUGAUUGAGUCCAUCUGUUCCCUCUCCAUGGUGUUUGUCUUAGAAAAAUAGAGUCUUAUCCUCCAAAUGUUCUCCUGUUGUUUGGUGCUCCUGGCUGGCUGUCACUCUGUAAAGCACCUUAAGUUAUCAAACUCCUGAUUAAAGUCUUUUGUGUUUGACCACCCUCCUGCCAGUUGCUGUUGUGUUUGCAUAUUGGGAAUAUUUCCAAAAUCAGUGAGAAAUGCUUGCGUCCAAACCCAACUUUAACACAGUAUUUGCUUCCAGUACCAAAUCAUUGUUGUUGCUUUUUUACCACAGCUGUCUCCAAACCCAGAUUUGAACAUAUGUUAUCCCUUUUGGAGAACAUGGCUAACAAAUUUAUUAUCAUUUAAAUAGAAAGACUUGGUUAGGUAAAAAAAAAAAUUAAAAAAAAAUCAAGUUGUAAAAAAUUGAUUUGCAAAUAUUUUUUUACCCAUUAGGUUUUCCUUAUAGUGUCUCUAGCUGUUCUUUUAAAAAGCUUCUCCUGUAUUUUUUUCAAACCAUUUCACAUGAAGGUCAGAUUUGAUGAUAGAUUUUUUACAAAUAUGCAGGGAAAGGUGACAACUUGUCACUUCAGUGAAUCAUUUACUGGUCCACAGUGGCCACACCCACCCAUUUGAUACUUAAAAUUAUUGGUAAGAAUAAGUCCAAAAAGCAUUUUGACCCAGGUCAGCACAUGAGCUCAGUGUUUCUGGGCUUAUGGUUAAGAAAACAAAACCACUGGUAAACACAGGGUUGUUUUGUACCAAUUUUAAAUCCAAACUGUUCCCCAAAACACUGUCAUUUCUGAUGCACAGUCAACAACCUGCUGUCACUGAGGAGUCCUGAGCAUGCUCCAAACUCUUCAUCCAUGCUCUGAUGGUUUUGACACAGUGCUCGGUGACCUGCUCUAAACACACAACGCAGACGAGCACUUUAAAGAUGUCAUUUAAUUAACAGGCGAUCUCAAGAUGUACGUGAGAGCCUGUGUUGGGAAAUAAUGAUGUCUUUAAAACUACAUAAAAACAGGUUUAUAUGAUAGAAAUUUGCUUCAAAACACAUUUAAUUUGCUUCAGCAGAAGAAUCUCCAGGCUGUCACCACUUAAUGCAGAAGUGCCUGGUGGAUACAAGUAAAUAUGAAAUGUUUCACUUUAUGUUGGUUUUAUUCAUGCAGCCAGUGUUUUGUGGUAGUUGCAUGAAAUCCUCAGUGUUUGCCUUUUUGGAUUGCUUUUGGUAAAUGGCUGUUAACGUGUGAUUUCUUGUAGAUUCUAAUUGUAUAUUUUGUCAAGACAAAACACGAAAAAAUGAAAACUUUUGCUUUUUGCAAUGUGCUAUAUUUUUCUUAAACAUGUUGUAUUUAAUGAUCAGCACAAUACAAAAAGUUCUGGUGACACUUGAUUUAAGGCAUACAGAAUUAUUUUUAGUAGUUUCCUCUUCAAACUUUUUAUUUAAGUUUAGUUUAUGUGUGUGUCCCUAUAUUUUAAAUCAGAAUUCAGUUCUUGCAUUGUGUAACAAAAUAUAGUUAAUAAAAUACACAUAAACAUCGAGGUAAAGUCAUACUUGCAGCAGCAAAUAAUCUGGUUCAUAAAGUUUGAAGAACAUAGAAGGAGAUCAGAUAUUUGUCCAAACUUAUGUCAAUGUGUUUUGCAGGGUAAACAACACUGAGGCAGAGAAGAGUCUUGAAAUUUCCUGGUUUUGUUAUUAUAGCAAUUAUUGUUUAUAAUAUUCUUAUGGUAUCCUCUGCAUAUCAGCAGAUAUGACACACAAUACUAUAUAUUACAUUACUAGUAAUGUAUGAUGCAUGCUUUUAUUUUAUGGGAAUUUAUUAGACAGGGAGAUGCCUAAAGAGAAGACUUGCAGCAUGGAUUCACUGUCUAUGGUUUGAGUCCACCGAAAGAAAAAUUAUAAGAAUUCUACCAAUGCAGGAUCUAGACCUUUAUGCAGGCUAGACUUGUAUGGAGUCUCUAAUAAGUCAUCAGUGAUGCAAAUGGUGCUUUGUUAAAAAAUUUGGAAAGGAACAUUAAAGGAAAUGACGAAGAAAGAGGAGGCAAAAAGAUAAAGCAUGCAUGAAUAGUAUAGAUAAUGACUACUGUGUUCUUCAUGGUAACAUGUCUUUGUAGUUUCUUAGUAAUCCAGUUCAUGGUAGUUUUAAGUACUUGGAAUUAGUUACUUUGGAUUACUGGAUUACUUUUUGAUUUGUGAAGAAAUGUCAUCCCUCUGUUUCAUCAUUACCAUCCACCUACAACUAGUCAGAUCCAUGGUACAACAUAGAAGAGUCAGCUCAACAGGACAGACUCAGUUCUCAGUAACCUAGAAUGCUGUCUUGAGAACCCCACCAGGCAACUCAACCCACACUCCCACCUCGACUCAAGUCACAUUAUUUACAGAUGAUUGCAAGGUGGGGCAAAGGAUUCAUGCCUUGUUAAAGGUGAGACCUUUAACAGCUCAAACAGUUCCAGGGUGGGUCAGUAACUCUCAGGACCACCUCCAAGAGGACAACCCCACCAGGGGUUAAAUACCUGGACCUUUCUGUUAGGCUUUAGAACAAGCCUCUUGAAAGAGAGAUGAAAUGUCCUCACAAACCAAAAAAAGAUGAGCUGCGUUGUGAAGUUGUGCUGUAAAGUAACACAGCAAUCAUUUAGUCUAAGAUAUUUCUUAACAGUUUUAGUAGCAGGUAGGUACAGGUGUCCAUUCUAAGGUUUUAGCUGAGCUGCUGCUGAUUUUGUCAAACAAUUAUUUUUCCUUAAAGAGAAGCUAAAUCAGUAAAUAUUCCCACUUAAGAAGCUAUACCUGGUCAUAUUUAAAUAACAAUUUAAACAAGUGAUCAUCCUUUGAAAUAAAUGUAGAUUAAUUUAACUAAACAAACACGUUUAUUUGUGCAGAAAUGUAAGUUGUAGUUUCAAAACAAAGCUGUUGCCUUAAUGAAAGUGUUACCAAGUACCUUAAAAAGAUGUCACUAUGUUACUCAGUGUGUCAUUUAACAUCUAUGUGACUACAAAUCUUUGAGAGUCUACAAAACCAUAUACAACACACAGUGUUGGCUUGCCGAGUGAAUUCAUAUUUAAUGUUGACUGACAUGAUGCUACGAAUCAUGUCGAUUGAUCGUAUUUGUACUUAGACACCAUGAAUGUCAUGCAAAAGAUGAUUGAUAAAGGCUACCAUUGUAAGCAUUGCACUGUGUGAAUGUAACUCUUUGGAAAUUUGCAUUUUAUUUAAUAUUGCUUGUUUUUCUGUCCACCUUAAUGACAGUAACAUGGUUUAUGGGUGAUAACAUUUAAUACAUUGAAAAUUCUAGACACUUGGGCCAAACUUGUUUGCAGUUCAAAAUCAUUUGAAAUCACUGAGGUUGGCUUUAUCUAUUUCUUCCUUAAACUAAUCUGAACCAAAACCAUUCAAAAGCUUGCAAAUUGUGUAAUCAUCAUUGUUACUAAUAGCCCCAAGUGAUUCAAAGACUCUGAAAACUUUCCUGUACUUUUAAAAUCUUUGAACCCAUUAUAGUAUCUACACAAGCUCAGACCUCGAGAGCUUUGGUGCUGCAGCUUUUAGAUGCAUCCCUACUCCAACACAGCUGAAUGAAAUGGUUGAAUUACCUCUUCAGCAUGCCAAGCUUGGCAAAGGUCUGGUUACAAGCCAUUCAUUUGACUCAGGUGUGUUGGAAACAGAAUGCAUCUAAAAGCUGAAGGAGAGUAGCUCUCGAGGACUGGAGCUGGACACUCCUGAUCUAAAGCGUAUCCAAGCAGUUAGCAGUUGGUGCCUCCUUCAGUGCUGAUACCAUGUUCAUGUCAAACAGGAAUGAGCCAAGCAGUAUAGAUGUUGUGGAAGCUUUUAUUCCUUCUGAGAACAGUGGCUACUGGCCUUAUUGUAAUUUACUCAUUUUUGAGAUAGUCUAACUCAAGGCCAGUUCAUGGUUUCCAUGUUGAAGAGGGUCCACAUAGCCAGCUGUGAAGAAGUUCAUGCACAGCCCAAAUUUUGGGUCCUCAGAGGGAGACAAAUGAAUAUGUGCCAGAAAACUAACAUAAAAACCUAGUUUGUGCACCAUAUAUUUAUUCCACCGUGUAUAUUUUAUUGAUGACACUUACACGUCUUGUUUUUGGUUGCUAUUCGUGUGUGUGUGUCUGUCUCUUUUAGCAAGAUUGCACAUAAAAAACAGGUGGUGCACCAUUACACCAUCAAAAGGUUAAAAUUUGAUGUGUCGGCUUCUGCAGAUCAUGCAAAGAGUGUACUUUAUGGUAUCCAUUUAUGGCAUAUUACAUUUUAUAAUGAACUUUAAAAAUAUCCAGUCUUCACCAUAUUCACGAUAGGCGCCUUUUCCAGUGCACAUCUAAAUAACAUGUUCAGAUCUGCUUGUUUGAGUUUAGUCCACAGAAACCAUGAAUUGGUCUUUACCUUUACCUGUUUUCUUAUUUGGGACCCAAAUGUACCAACCUAUAAAACCCCAUGUUCACUAAAGGCAGUUCUCCAUUGUGGUUCAAAAACCCCAAAAGAAGAUUCCUAAAAUGUUUUCAAGCAGUCUCUCCUUCAGCACAUUUCAAAUGCGGUGUUGCCAAUAUUGUUAUUUUUAGCCUAUUGAACUCUUUUGCAGCUCAUUGUUGAUUGAUGUGGUUGGAAAUUUGUGACUGUUUUCUUUUAAAAGACAUCCAAACAUGUGACAAGGACAUUGAAAUGGAAGCACAACUUGAAUGAAAAUUUAAAAUAAAUAAAUAAACAGA
This is a messenger RNA of Oreochromis aureus, 7264 nucleotides long. It is a transcript of the gene vipr2, whose product is annotated as vasoactive intestinal peptide receptor 2. The transcript is spliced from 13 exons. The record is from RefSeq and is a predicted model, not a curated record. Lineage: Eukaryota; Metazoa; Chordata; Actinopteri; Cichliformes; Cichlidae. Bases 189 to 1511 code for a protein of 440 amino acids. Gene Ontology annotation, molecular function: vasoactive intestinal polypeptide receptor activity; G protein-coupled peptide receptor activity; peptide hormone binding. Gene Ontology annotation, cellular component: plasma membrane. Gene Ontology annotation, biological process: adenylate cyclase-modulating G protein-coupled receptor signaling pathway; cell surface receptor signaling pathway.